UGAAAAGCCAUGCGUGGUUCCGACGACACUCGUUUGGUCAGCGGCAAUGCGCCCUCUUCCCGGGCUAUAAAAUGAAUGCGUUCCACGCCUUGCAUCACCACACGAGCCACGAGCACCCGCAACAGCUUCACUCAACCAGCAGUGAAGGAAGUGUGAAGAUCACCCAGAGACCGCCUAGCCGUGAUCGAUGGCGUCCGUCCGGCGCUCGUGUGCGGUGGCGCUGCUCGCCUGCGCCGCCGCAUUCCUCAUGACGGUCGGUGCCCAGCCGAUGAACAACAACCCCAUUCUUUCGGACCCCAACGUGGUCCCCGUCUACAUGAGCCCCGGGGCGCAACCCACCGUGGUGAGCUGCUACAACCAGAGCAGCCCGUCGCAGGCCCCAGAGUGCAUGAUCCCGGUGCGCCGGUGCCCCGCCGGCUGCCGCGACCUCUGCUACGUGCACUGCCCCAGCUGCAAGCUCGUCUGCAUGUGUGAACUGGCCGGCACGGAGUGCUACGACCCGCGCUUCGUGGGCGGCGACGGCAACAAGUUCCUGUUCCACGGCCGCAGGGACGCCGACUUCUGCUUGCUCUCCGACGCCAACCUGCACAUCAACGCGCACUUCAUCGGGAAGCGCAACGUGCAGGCGGCGCGGGACUUCACCUGGGUGCAGGCGCUCGGCAUCCGCUUCGGCGGCCACCGCCUCUACGUCGGCGUCAAGAGGACAGUCACCUGGGACAACGCCGUCGACCGCCUCGCCAUCACCUUCGACGGCAUGCCCGUCGAGCUGGACGCGGCUCCGGCCGCCAGCUGGAGCCCGGCCUCCGCGCCCGCGCUGUCCGUGUUCCGCAUCGGUGCGGCCAACGGCGUGGUUGUGCGCCUCGACGGCCGGUUCCGCAUCGUCGCCAACGCGGUGCCGGUGACCGAGGAGGACUCGAAGGUCCACGACUACGGCCUCACCGCCGACGACAGCCUCGCGCACCUCAACGUGGCGUUCAAGUUCAACUCCAUCAGCGCCGACGUGCACGGCGUGCUCGGCCAGACCUACCGCUCGGACUACGUCAGCGCUGGGGUUGACAUGGGCGCCAAAAUCCCGGUGAUGGGGGGUGCCGGAAAGUACCAGGUGUCCGGCAUCUUCGAGACGGACUGCGAGGUGGCGCGCUUCGCCGGAGAGGACGUCGUCCGCGUCGGGGCGGUGGACAUGAUCGACGAGCCGGCCGACACCAUGUGCGGCAGCGGCAAGGGCAGCGCCGGGCUGGUCUGCAAGAAGUGAAGUGGUAUUGCGAGCUGAUUUUGCUUCCCUCGUAAGUGUGCCGAUACAGGUCUACGUGCUCGAUGGCUGCUGCUACACCACGUUAUUGGUAGUAGCUUCGCAUUUGCUUUCCGAAUAACUCACCUGCUGCUGCUGGGUGAUGUCGUGUCUUUGUGUGUUAGUCGAUCGAUCGUUUUGUAGGGCAAUGUUGCAAAUCCAGGCGUUGCUCGGUGUGCCAGGCUAGGAUUGGAUCCGAAGACCCAAGUUCAGAUGCAUGUCGAGCCAACCUUGGCUGCUUUUUAUUUCCUCGAUGUAUUUUCGAAUAUUAUAAGGUUGAACGAACAAGUUUGUGAUUUU
Hordeum vulgare subsp. vulgare (domesticated barley) is the source of this 1588-nucleotide messenger RNA. RefSeq lists its product as uncharacterized. The record is from RefSeq and is a predicted model, not a curated record. Bases 188 to 1252 code for a protein of 354 amino acids. The transcript has 2 exons. Lineage: Eukaryota; Viridiplantae; Streptophyta; Magnoliopsida; Poales; Poaceae.